Messenger RNA from Megachile rotundata (alfalfa leafcutting bee), 911 nucleotides. Its product is annotated as transmembrane protein 70 homolog, mitochondrial. Lineage: Eukaryota; Metazoa; Arthropoda; Insecta; Hymenoptera; Megachilidae. Gene Ontology annotation, biological process: mitochondrial proton-transporting ATP synthase complex assembly. Gene Ontology annotation, cellular component: mitochondrial membrane. The record is from RefSeq and is a predicted model, not a curated record.
CCCUACACUUUGAUGCCAAUGAAGAGUGUCGCUUUUGUCGUAUCCCUACUCUUUGGUAAUACCAUAUAUGACAAACACAUGUAUGAUGACUCAAAUACUAGUAUCAGUAUCAAUUUGAAUAAGAACACGUAAUUGGAAUGGAAUAAAAUAUUAAUAUUUGAUAAUGGCUUUAGUAUUACGAUACUGUAUUUUAAGUCAAUCGAAACGGCUUACACAAGAAUUUCGGUUAUUCCAUCAUAAUGUUAGCAGUCAUACCUACAUCAAUAGCAAUAUCAAGAAAUGUGGAUCAAUUGUGCAUAUGAAACAUUUUUCUACAGAAGAUGAAAAAAUACAUAUUUACAAAGGAACUUUAACAAAGCGAGUCCGUAAUCUAAAAAUAUUCUCUUAUGCAACGUCAAUUUUAUCGUUCACAUCACAACCUUUCAUUUAUAUGAAAGUUUUAGAAGAAGAUAAUCUGACAGGUUUAGUUGCAGUAUUUGCAUUUUUGAACUUGGUUGCGGCAUGUUCUCCACUACUUGUGCAUUGGUUGGCAAAAAGAUAUGUAACUGACAUGUACUAUUACCCUAAAGAAGAUAAAUAUGUUGCAGAAGUAUAUGAUCUUUUUAUUAACAAGAAACAGAUAGUCUUCACAAACGAUGAAGUAGAGAUACCUGAAAUAGAUUCAAUGCUCAGAUGUUGUAGUGUAGAAGGGCAUCCUCUUCUUUUCGAUGAAGCAGAAUUUAUAGAUCCUAAAUAUUAUUGUGUUAUUAUGGGAUAUAACGAUCCAAUAGAUUUUGAAAUGGGUCCUGAUGCAGCUAAUGCACAAAAAGUUAAAAUAGAAUCAACACAAGAACAAUUAAAAGAUAUUAAAGAGGAUCGUAAACAGAUAGAAGCUAAACAAUAAAGACAAAAUUAAUUUGACAUUUAAAGUA